Myotis lucifugus (little brown bat) is the source of this 1493-nucleotide messenger RNA. It is a transcript of the gene HPCA, whose product is annotated as hippocalcin. The coding region runs from base 594 to 1175 and encodes 193 amino acids. NCBI's taxonomy places the organism in Eukaryota, Metazoa, Chordata, Mammalia, Chiroptera, Vespertilionidae. The transcript is spliced from 3 exons. Gene Ontology annotation, molecular function: calcium ion binding. The record is from RefSeq and is a predicted model, not a curated record.
UGUGGGGCACAAGUGUGUGGGAGAACAGGCCAGUGGGUGGGCUGCAGGUGUAUUUCGUGGUAAUCAGGCGUAUGUGAGACAAUGAGGGGGCUGAGGGGAGGAGGGAGGCGGACCAGAAGGCCGCUCUGCUCCUCCCUGGGAAACGCUGGGAGUCAGUCUUGUGACUCCAUGGCUGUGACACUUGAACCAGGUCACCUCACUCCCUUGAUCCUGUCUUCUCAUCUGUAAAAUGGGACUAACCCCCAGGCUUCGCUUUGGGGGGGUGAAGUGGUGUAUAUCUGUGAAGGCCCAGUGGCUGGCCCUGAGCAGGGCCUUAGUGAAUGUAAGUCCCUUCCCUUCCUGUCUCCAGGCCUGUUCCCUGGGGAAGGGUGAGGUCUGGGGAAAUGGUGUGGAGCCUGUCACGGAGGCAGGAUGCCUGGGUGCAGGCUGUGUGACCUGGGCCAGCUCCUCUCUCUCACUGAGUCAAACGAGAGGCUGGGUGUCUGGUGUUUGGGGGCCCUCCUGGAGUGGUGUCAAGGGACCAGGAGGGCCUGACUUCCCCUCUCCAUUCCUUGACUCUCUGGGGGACCUAGGUAGGACUCAGCUCAGUGGCCAUGGGCAAGCAGAACAGCAAGCUUCGGCCCGAGAUGCUGCAAGACCUGCGGGAGAACACGGAGUUCUCGGAGCUGGAGCUGCAGGAGUGGUACAAGGGCUUCCUCAAGGACUGCCCCACGGGCAUCCUCAACGUGGACGAAUUCAAGAAGAUCUACGCCAACUUCUUCCCUUAUGGUGACGCCUCCAAGUUCGCUGAGCACGUCUUCCGCACCUUCGACACCAACAGCGAUGGCACCAUUGACUUCCGGGAGUUCAUCAUCGCGCUGAGUGUGACCUCGCGUGGCCGCCUGGAGCAGAAGCUCAUGUGGGCCUUCAGCAUGUAUGACCUGGAUGGCAACGGCUACAUCAGCCGUGAGGAGAUGCUCGAGAUUGUGCAGGCCAUUUACAAGAUGGUUUCGUCGGUGAUGAAGAUGCCGGAGGACGAGUCGACCCCGGAGAAGAGGACGGAGAAAAUCUUCCGCCAAAUGGACACGAAUAACGACGGAAAGCUGUCCCUGGAGGAGUUCAUCCGCGGGGCCAAGAGCGACCCGUCCAUCGUGCGCCUGCUGCAGUGCGACCCCAGCAGCGCCUCCCAGUUCUGAGCGAGGAGCCAGGGCCCCUCCUCCCCGCCUCCACCGGCCGCUCCCGGCUCUCGCUUCCCCUCCCUUGUGUCUCUCCAGGCUGGGGGUCAGACUGGGCCUUCCCCCCCAGGGUCCGCACUCUGGGGGGAGCCUAUGGAAAAGGGAACCCUGCCGUCCUCCCAAGGCCCAAGCAAGCGGUUAGCACCCCCAAUCCAAGGCCAUAUCUCCCUUCGGCAAAGAUAGGGAGACAGGCUCUGGCGUGGUCCUCCCCUCCGAGUCAGCCUUCCCCUACCUCGAUCUCAGAAUUUCAACCAGCCCCCCUCCCAACCCAAAUGCACA